This is a messenger RNA of Porites lobata, 8505 nucleotides long. The record is from the annotation of a GenBank genome assembly. Lineage: Eukaryota; Metazoa; Cnidaria; Anthozoa; Scleractinia; Poritidae.
AUGUCAACUGCAAAAAGAAGAAGAUGGCACAUUCCAGCCUCUGUAACAGCCACAACAACAUUCAAUCCCAUUAGAUCUAUUGUAGAUAGAAUGAAGAUUACACCCAACCCUGAGAAGCAGAUGAUUGCUCUAUCUAUUGGUAAGUUAUUUGAAUAUUAAGACAAGGGUGAUGGAGGUAAAAAUGUAAAGCAAGAAAUGUGUUGGAGUAAAGAAAAGAUGCCACACCCACCAAGUUUGGAUAUCACAUUUAAACAUUACAUGCAAAUAAUGUAUAUUGGUAAGUUACUUUAACACUAUUAGGGAGAGGUGAUGGAAUUAAUAAUAUGAGGUGAAAAAUGUGUUUGUCAAAAGAAAACAAAGUGCCACGCCCACCAAGUUUGGAUAUGAGAUUGACCCUUCAUAAAAUCCCAAUAGUGACCAACAUCCAAUUUUCUCCUACAAUAUCCAUACAAUGUCAAGAGAUUAGGUUAUGAGAAUUAAUAAAAUGAUCACCUAAGAGAAAAAUUAAUGCUUUGAUCUUUUAUCAAAUUCUCUCAACUUAUUCUUUAUGGAAAUGUAUAGAUACCAGUUUGGAGAAUUUGUAUGUGGAUAUUGGGGCUUAAAGGGUUAAACAUUGCAUGCAAUUACUUAGCAAUUUGGGAACAGAACAGGGACAUCAGUUGAUGAAAGGAUAGUGCACAGAAAGGAUUGAAUGCAACUUAUGGUGCCCAACUUUUGGCUCUGCCAUUGGUCAAGCCGGGUGUUUUGAUUUGCACAUGCCGUUGUCACUGCUGUAAUGUUGUCUUACCUAAAUCUGCCUAGCUAUGAUCAGAGCCAACCCUAUCAAUUUGGUAGCUAACUCACUAGACUGCUUGCAGUCAGAUUCUUACUUAAUUCUUUCUGGGAAUAAUCCUUGUUGCUGAAAAUUUCAUGGGAAAAAUUGGGAAUAUCCAAACUGACUCACUGAUAAGUUUAGUGAACAGUCUUUCAGCUCGCUGGGAUAAGUGACUCAAAAGUCGACUCAAAAGGUGACCUAGGAGAAAAGGCAUACCACAAGUAUUCUACAAACUUAUGUAGACUGAGAUUAAUCUUAUGGCUGGGAAACUAUGAACCCCAGUGGAGCAGGGAGGGUUGACUGACAGAACAGUGGAGGAAACAGGAGGGAAAAGAGAGAGUGGACUUUUAACACCUGCUGACUUGUUCAGAAAGGCUCAUUAUUUGUGCUAAAUGCCAGGAAUCUUGAACCUGCAUGUAUAUUAACACUGCUUUAAACAGAGGUAGUAGAUCAUGGCAUUAUUUGUCGUAACUCUGUUAAAGUGCAUUAAGGUGUAUUAAACAAUCUAACCACUCCCUUUCCAAACCUCAUUGCUCACCACUGGUGGCUUUCUACACAAGAAUUUAUGAGGGGUUCAAAAAGUCUAAUUUAUUAUUAGUUUAUUAUUCAUUACUAGGUUAGAAAACUUUUAUCAACUUAGGCCUUGUCUUGCCUUAAUAUUUCAGGGGAUCCAUCAGUGUUUGGAAAUCUUACACCUUGUGAUGAGAUGGUGGAAGCUGUUGUGAAGUGUGCAAAGGAGUUUAAACAUAAUGGAUACGCUCCAUCUACAGGUACCUGUCCAAACACAGUUGGGCAACUGUUGCUUUUAAAUUUGUCUGAAAUUUUUGGCCCAUUUCAUGAAUAAAAAAAUACACACAUAAUGUUCCGUGAUACAUGAUCAUGGGCAGGGUCAAAUAUUGGCUUGACAAGAAUGAUAAACCAGUAAAUGGCCACCAACAAGAAAACUGAAAUUGGCCCAAUUUCCUGCUUUGAUUUCUGCUCUUCUCAAGCCACUGAUUAAUAUCUCUGCAAAGAGAAAUUACUAAGAAAUUAUUUUUGUUGCAGGUUAUGUUGAAACUCGCAAAGCCAUUGCUGUUGAACAUUCUUAUCCUUUUUCCCCUCUCACUUACAAGGUAACAUAUUAUUAAAAACAAUAACUUAUUAUGUUGUCAUUAGAACAUUGAUUCUUUAACCCCAGUCUCCCUACCAACUUGUCUCAUCUACCCUACCUACCCUCACCUACCACACAUGCUUAGAGACUGACUCAACUUGACUCACUCACUAAAACUCUUGCAACAAUAUAAUGAACAGAACCUUACCAUCAGUAAGAUCCUGGCAACUGAACAGAAAAUUAGACUAACCAGUCACUUAUGGACAGUAUGGCUAUAGUAAGGCAUGACAAUAUGUCUGCCAUGUCCCCCCCUCCCCCUCCAUUAUUAGUGCACUCAGGACAAAGCAAUUCCCUAGAGUGACGUUUUCGCACAUAAGAAUAAAAAGAUGUUGGACUACUCGUAAACUUCUAUAGUUAUAUACUUAAAUGUUAAAAAUGGUUGUCAAAAUAGUAAAAAGAGGGACAAAUAGAAGAAUGUCAUGAAUGAAAUUGGGGGCUAAAAUUGGCACCUUUCAAAGAACUGAAAUUUAAGAUUGUUUUUUGCAAAACCUGGUACAGUCACUACUUGAUUUUAAAUUGAUACAUUUUAGAAAAUGGCAUUGAAAGGAAUAAUAAAUAUUAAAAAUAAAGUGUUGUUUUAUAUCCCAAGUCACUCAUCAUUGUGAUAGGCUAUAAAUAAUGAUGUGAAAAUAUAGCCUUCAUAUUGCUGUAAUAAUUUAGCCAUUUUAGGCACAAUUCACUUUGAAACAACUGUCUCAUGUCUGCUGUUUUAGCUCUUUAGUUUAACAAUUAGCUGAUUUGGCAUUAACACAGUUCUACAGCAUCUAAACUCCACACUGCCAAGUCAUUAAGUGUUCAUUUUGCUUUGGAACUCAAUAUCCUCCUGCUUUGAAAGUCUCAAACGACAUGAAAUCUUGACAUUAGUUUAAACUGAUUUUUUUUCUUUACCAGGAUGUAGUUUUAGCAUGUGGUUGUUCAGGAGCUUUGGAGCUUGCUCUUGAUGUUCUGCUCAAUCCAGGUGACAACGUUCUCCUGCCCAAACCAGGCUUCUCUAUCUACCAGACCCUGAGCAUAUCACGAGGACAUGAAGUUAGACACUAUAACUUAAUGGUAAGAAAAUUAAUGAUGUUGUCAGGCUCUCUUAGUCUGAGCAUCUGUAGACAAAAUUAUGGUUAUGAAGGCAGGAGACCCGCACAGUCCAAUUUACUGUAGAAAAUCAUUAAGUGUUGGUAACCACCUAAAAAAACCAGCUACUUUGAGGUCUGAACUGUUUACUUUUGGGGGAAAAUGGGUAAAGUGAGGGAGUGGAAGCCUCUUAUUGCCUACAGCACUUAACUGCCAAGCCGCCUACUUUUACAUGCCACCUUUCUACUUCAAAACUUGAUGAGAACCCUGGAUAAUUUGCAGUGGGAAAAAUUUACUCGUCACUUCUAAUAGAAUGUAAUUCUAUAAUCAUUGGAGAGUACGCUCAGACACAUCAAGUCCAGUCAUCUUUACUCAAGAAGGGUACCGGCCCUUUCAGCACUAGGGGUCCUGAAUAAUAAUUUACGAUUCCAUGGUAAAAAGAGUACCAUUAUCAUGAACAAAAAAAGAUAAAAAGUUAAUGAAAAAUUGUUAGUUUAGUCCCUUUUGGCUUCAUUUAUUCAUUUUGGCAAUAACCAUUAAAAUACAAUUUACAAUACAAUAUACGUAUAAGAUAUUAAGGAGAAUAGACACUAUUCUAUUUUACAAAUCUUCAAAAUGGUAAUGGAAAGCUCAAAGAAACCUAUAGAGAAGCCACGGGUGAUGGGAUAAUUCAUUAUCUAUUCCUUGGUUGCUGCAAAAUUACUCAUAUUAGACACCUGUUAAAGGAAAAUGGAUAUUAAUAGCCCAACAGGUUUUGUUAGAAGAACGUUUUAGUAAAUUAUAUGAUGAAGACUUACUAACAAUAAUAGCACAUGUGUUUUAGCCUGACAGGUCUUGGGAGGUUGACCUUGAUCACCUUGAAUCCCUGAUUGAUGAUCGAACCAAAGCAAUCGUUGUGAACAAUCCUUCUAACCCUUGUGGCUCAGUGUACUCUAAGGAACACUUGGAGGCCAUCCUAGAAGGUACAAAUAAAAAGCAUGUAUUAACUGCAUAAGAAUAAACAAGUGGCUUACAUGAAAUGGCUGCUGCGUUAUAGUGUUAAUAGUUAACAAAAUAAAUAGAUUUAACUGACAUUAAUAGUUACAUGAAAAUGCCUUUGGAGUUUUAGCAGCAGUGCUGAAUUGGGCCAACACAAGGAAAUUGAAAUUAUGAUGUCUAGGUAUGCAGGUGGGUCAAGUAAAACCCAUCCGUGCCCUUGAUCUUGAGUAAAUCUAGCCUGCAGCGCAACAGCAGGCAUUUUCUUAAAGAAAACUAAGAGGUACAUGGAUCACAGCCACCAUAUAUCUUGAAAGCAAUUGAAAAACUGAAACUCCCUCUCCUCAUUUUUUCCUUGCCCCAACUCUCUGUCAAGGGAGAACAUUAACAGUAAAUUGUUGUUUGCACUGCAAAAUAUGCCUGCUUUGCAGUAUGCUGGUCAGGAGUAAAUCAAUGCUGCUGUAUUGAUUGAGAUACUGUAUUAUGCACUGUGAUGGUAAAUUAUGCUGGAAGUGAAAAUUAUUCAGCUCUCUUGAUAAUAAACACAAAGUGAUUAACAUAAAGUAAUUAGGUUCCACUGUGUCAUUUGCUCUCCAGCAAGGUGUUUUUGUACCAUGUGACUCUUUAGCGGCAAAGGGCUUAUGGCCUAGCUGUCCAUUAGCUUAUGUGACUAAAAGAGUAGUUGGUUGACAGUUAUGAAUUAACCAGGCUUCAACCAAACUCAACCCAGAUGACUUCAUGCUAUUUAUACUGCUGAGUCUUGAUCCUAAUAUCAGUGUGUCUGUUGUUUCCUAGUGGCUGAGCGAUACAUGCUUCCUAUUAUUAGUGAUGAGGUUUAUGAGUAUGCUGUAAGUACUGUAGGUACUAUGUUAUUUUAUCCAUGCAGAUACAAACAGUUAAAGCUUUCAAAUUCAGACCACACAAUUAUAAUAUUACUAAGAAAACGGCCAUUUUGAAGAUCCAGUAAUUAGGUAUUUUUAUAAACCCCUCAGACUCAAAUGUAAGCUACUCAUACCCAUGUUAGCCAGUUGUAAAAAUAAUUUUGAAAUUUUGCACCAGUGUAAAACCAAAUCAUAUGUCUUUUUUUAAGGUAUUUCCUGGACACAAGUUCUAUCCUCUUGCACAGUUAUCAGAGAAUGUUCCCAUUCUAACUUGUGGAGGAAUUUCCAAAAGGUAACCAAAACUGACAUCUUCCACCAUGAAAAUCCAGACUUGGGAGAUAAAAAGGAAAAAGAAAAUGCACUUCAUUAAUUUAAUAGAUAAUUAAGUGUACUGAGGAUACUGUUUUUAUAUCUCCUACUUGAAGACGGGACCACUAUAUUGAGUGGUCAUAAUUUUGUCUAAGCCAGGCGAAGUAGUUCUAACCAUUUUCUAGUGCAAAGGCACUACAUUCUUCCCCAAUAUUAUUAUUAUCAAACCCUGAGUUUUGUGCCCCAACCUGCUGGCCCAUGGAACAGAACCGGUGACCUCCUGCAGCUGCUCUCCAGCCCUCUACACUUUACUGACUGAGCUUACAGUAUAUCCUGCCACAGUCAAAAAGUAAAGAACUUGAAAAUUUGUUUUUUACAAGUUUGAAAUAAUUGGUUGACACUUACUCUUUUAGAUACCUUGUUCCUGGCUGGAGACUUGGUUGGGUUCUCAUCUACGACAAAAAUCAAGCAUUUGAAAGUGAGGUACGGUUAAAAAACUUAAAAUUGUCGACACUCAGCAAAUAUGGCACACACCGUUCCACAGAUCUGUAACAUCCCUCUCAAUCUUUCUGUCUAUUUUUUUUGAAAGGUACUGAGAGAGAGAAUAGCGAUGUGUCUAAUUUUGAAAUCUCUAUAACUGUUUGUAAUAGGUGAAGCCGGGGUUAAUAGCCCUAUCACAGCAAAUAUUGGGUCCUAAUACUCUUGUCCAAGGUGCUCUGCCGGCGAUUUUAGCAAACACACCAUCAAGCUUCUUUGAAAACACCAUGCAAGUCAUUCAGGUUAGUACUAAAGUACACACUUUAACCCAGUGUCAGUCGGGGAGGCUCUACCCGGAGCCCAGGGGUGUACUCCGGAUUUCAAGUGACAGGUGAUGAUUGAAUGGGGAAAAAAUUAAAAACUCCAAAAAAUCCAUUAGGCUUCAACCAAAACCCCCAAAAAUCCCAUGCCUAAUUUGCAAGUCGUAAAACUUUUUAGAAAGCAUUGAAUGAUAUAACAUGAAAAAUAGAAAAAAUUAGUUUUGAAUACCCAAAUAAAUCCCUACUUAAUCAGGCUACCCAAAAAGAAUCCCAAAAUCAAAAAUUUCAAACCCAAAAAAAUCCUUCGAUCAUCCCUGUCACUUGAAAUCCAGAGUACCCCCCUGGGGCCCCGAGGUCCAAUGAGCCCCUUCACCUUUUAUGUACCAUCUUUGACAUAAAAGGUACCCCUUUUGUAUACCUUCCAUUGACAAAUAUUACCCCUUUCACAUACCUAGUCUAGAACAUUGCAUCUCUUUUAACUGCUGUAAAUACACAGGUCUUAAUUUUAACAUUAAUGAAAUACCAUAAAUCACAAAACUAGAGAAUUUUCUCGACUUUUUACCAGCCACAAGGUCCUUAAGUGUAAGCCUGCCUUAAUCAGAGGAAACCCAAGGGCUAGCAUGUGCAAUUAGUUUUUUCAAUCUUUUUACAAUGGUCAAUUGAUUCUUGCACUAAGUUGACAAGAAUAACCAAAGUUUCGUACACUGAGUAAACACCAUCAGGCAGCAUUAACUAUCACAAACUCAGAACAUGUAAAUUUUAAGAAACUUAAAAAAACGCUUAACUGAGAUCCAAAUCCUUAUGUGAGGAGCAGAAGACAUAAGACACCACAGCUUGGCCAAGGCUAAUAUCCAGUAACUUAUCGCUAUGUCACUAUUAAUUUGAUAUAAUAUAGUUUGAUAUGCAGAUACUAUUAUUUUGAUUGUCGUCUGCAGCCAGAACGAGUAAACUGCUAAACUUUAGAUUUGUUUUAAAAAUGUUUGUUACAAUUUCUUACAGAAAAAUGCUGAAAUCUGUUAUGAGGCACUCCUUAGAAUUCCCGAACUCAAGCCCAUAAUGCCUUGUGGAGCAAUGUACAUGAUGGUGAGUUACAAAUAAUUGCGAAGGAUUAGGGUGUUUCAUUUGAAUUUCAUCCCAAGUGUAACACUGUAGAAUACUUCUAAGAUGGAAGCUAGUGCUUAUACAACUUACACAAAUAUAUGCCUCCUUUGUAAUUGCGAUUUCUCAUUAUUUAAACCUACAGUUAUGAGGAAUAAAUUUUUAGCUUUCAAUAUCAAACUCCAUGUUUCAGGUUGGUAUUGAUAUCCCCAAGUUGGAUGGCAUUUUGGAUGACCUUGAUUUUACAGAAAAGCUAAUAUCAGAACAGUCCGUAUUUUGCCUUCCUGGAAAGGUAAAUGAUGUCUUUUUUACAUUUACUUAUAAAAUUUGUAAGGUAUGAUUUAAGGGCCUAAUUAGAACUCAUGUUAGGUUGCAUUAAUAAGCACUGCAUUGUGUAAAAUAGACAUCGUGUCUUGUAUCAUAGAUCAGUUAGGCAAAUUACUUAAAAAAAUAAACAGUCCAUGUCAACGACAAUCCAAAUUAAAUUAAUGUCAAUAUAUAGAAAAAAAAAUCCCUUUUCGUCAGUGGAAUAAAAAAGGCUUAGGGCUAGUCAAGUUAGUGCAAUCACAUUUGGUGCUUACUCAAUUGAGCUACCUAUGACAGUCUAAAACAGCCCUAGGAUGUCAAUCUUCCAAGAAAGCAGCACAAGCUAACAGUUUAUCACAAUAUCACUUGUCACAGAACAAAGACUUAAAACAAUACAAAUUUAAAAAAAUGAUGUUCAUCCAAAAUACACGAGUAUCUGAAUGUAGCAAGAAACAAACAUUCGAAACUCCAUGUGCGACCACUUCUCGUAGGCAGCGACACCUAUCCAAAACUCCAAAAUUUUCCCAGUCAAAGCCUUGAAUUAGUAAUGAAACCUAACUCGCAAGUAUGAACUACGUAGCUAUAUAUAAGCUAUGCUACUUAAAGAGUAUGCAAAGAACUUUUGUAAGUGACAACAUGAAACAAAACAAAAGUCAUAUUGUGUAUUAGCUUAUAUUCUUUGCCAAAAAGAUGUCGGAACCAGUGGCAGAAAUAAAGGGUUGGGGGGGAGGCCCCCUCAGGCCCCUCCCCUGGAUCUGUCACUGGGAACCUCUUCUCUAAAGACUCCUGUAGUUUGAUCCUCUUAAAGGAUCACUUCCUGGUGAGCGAACUGUAAAUGUUCGCUUUAAGGGAGGUUCCACUGUAAUUCCUUUUCUGUGUUUGAUAUUAACAAUAUAUUUAAUCAAAAAUAAGUUAUACUCACUCAGCCCAAAGUUUCACUUUUGUGUGAUAAGUUGAUCCACUAAUACAAGCUCUGAUUCUGUGUCUGUUUAGUGCUUUCAGUAUCCCAACUUCUUCCGCAUUGUCCUCACAGUACCUGAAGCUAUGACAGAGAUGGCUUGCAAGAGAAUAAAUGAGUUCUGCAAAAACCACAGGAAGAGUGAUUCUUGA